UAUUAAAAAAAAGGCCGGAAGAGAAAUAAGCGGUUUUGGCUUGAAUCUGAAAAUGGAAAUGUGAUUAUGCCCAUUUUAUUUCACAACUGAAAAAUAUCUCUCGGUUCUGGAAUGGCUGCGAUGCACAGUUCACUUCCUGCAAAUUCUGCGAUUGGUUCCCGCUAUUCAUCGUCUUUCACUUCAAUUCAUGCCACCGCUAGUCUCGUCUCCUUCCCCCGCCUGCCAGAGACUCGCCGGAGCAACCGGAAAAUAGCCGUCACAGCGAUGGUUCAGCAGGCAGUACAGGGAGCUCCGGCCGCCUAUGCCAAGGAGAUGGAGCGGCUCUCUGCUAAGGAAUCGUUGCUUCUCGCUUUUAAAGACUCUGGGGGUUUUGAAGCUCUAGUGACGGGGAAGACGACAGAUUUGCAGAGGAUUGAUGUGAAUGAGAGGAUAACUGGUCUUGAGCGGCUCAAUCCAACGCCUAGACCAACCACAUCGCCAUUUUUGGAAGGUCGAUGGAAUUUCGAGUGGUUUGGAUCUGGAAGCCCAGGAAUCUUUGCUGCUAGAUUUAUAUUGGAGAGAUUUCCUUCGAAUUUGGCCAAUUUAUCAAAGAUGGAUGUGCUGAUUAAGGAUUCAAAUGCAAAGAUUACUGCAAGUAUGAAACUACUGUCUUCGAUAGAAAGCAAAUUUAUUCUGUCCACCAGGUUAUCUGUGGAGGGACCUCUUAGAAUGAGAGAGGAAUAUGUUGAAGGAAUUCUUGAGACACCAAAAAUCAUUGAAGAAACCGUACCAGAACAGCUAAAAGGUGCACUGGACCAGGCUGUUAGCACCGUGCAACAGCUUCCUGUUCCCAUCAGGGAUGCUGUUUCCAGUGGGUUAAAAGUUCCCCUACCUGGUUCUUUCCAGAGGUUCUUUAUGAUUUCUUAUCUUGACGAGGAGAUAAUUAUAAUUCGGGAUACUGCUGGAGUGCCUGAAGUUCUUACAAGGUUGGAUGCCCCUACAUCUCCCAUUGAAGAAUCCAGUGCUGAGUAUGAGAGCUAGAUGUACUCAAAUUAACUGUUCAUUAC
Messenger RNA from Hevea brasiliensis (rubber tree), 1046 nucleotides. Its product is annotated as probable plastid-lipid-associated protein 13, chloroplastic. NCBI's taxonomy places the organism in Eukaryota, Viridiplantae, Streptophyta, Magnoliopsida, Malpighiales, Euphorbiaceae. The coding region runs from base 112 to 1020 and encodes 302 amino acids. The transcript has 8 exons. The record is from RefSeq and is a predicted model, not a curated record.